Jaculus jaculus (lesser Egyptian jerboa) is the source of this 7838-nucleotide messenger RNA. RefSeq names its product beta-secretase 2 (gene Bace2). Gene Ontology annotation, molecular function: aspartic-type endopeptidase activity. NCBI's taxonomy places the organism in Eukaryota, Metazoa, Chordata, Mammalia, Rodentia, Dipodidae. Gene Ontology annotation, cellular component: membrane; endosome; trans-Golgi network. Gene Ontology annotation, biological process: membrane protein ectodomain proteolysis; amyloid-beta metabolic process. The coding region runs from base 1 to 1545 and encodes 514 amino acids. The transcript is spliced from 9 exons. The record is from RefSeq and is a predicted model, not a curated record.
AUGGGCGCGCUGCUCCGGGCGCUGCUGCUCCCGCUGCUGGCCCAGUGGCUCCUGCGCGCGGCCCCGGCUCUGGCCCCGGCACCCUUCACCCUGCCCCUGCAGGUGGCCGCGGCCACGAGCCACCGACCUUCGCCCGCCCCCAGGGUAGCCACCCCCGUCCUGCCCCGUGCCGAGGGCCUGGCGCUCGCCUUGGAGCCCGCGGGGGCCGGUGCGAACUUCUUGGCCAUGGUGGAUAACCUGCAGGGGGACUCUGGCCGCGGCUACUACCUGGAGAUGUGGAUCGGCACCCCUCCGCAGAAGCUACAGAUUCUCGUCGACACUGGGAGCAGUAACUUUGCUGUGGCAGGUGCCCCACACCCCUACAUAGACUCCUACUUCCACUCAGAGAGCUCCAGCACAUACCGGCCCAAGGGCUUCGACGUCACCGUCAAGUACACGCAGGGGAGCUGGACGGGCUUUGUGGGGGAGGACGUGGUCACCAUCCCAAAAGCCUUCAACGCUUCUUUCCUUGUCAACGUUGCCACGAUUUUUGAGUCUGAGAAUUUCUUUUUGCCGGGGAUUAAGUGGAAUGGGAUCCUUGGACUUGCCUAUGCUGCAUUGGCCAAGCCGUCAAGCUCUCUGGAGACCUUCUUUGAUUCCCUUGUGGCACAAGCAAAGAUCCCUGACAUUUUCUCCAUGCAGAUGUGUGGGGCUGGAUUACCGAUAGCUGGAUCUGGUACCAACGGAGGUAGUCUUGUCCUGGGUGGGAUCGAACCAAGUUUGUAUAAAGGAGACAUCUGGUAUACCCCUAUUAAGGAGGAGUGGUACUAUCAGAUUGAGAUUCUGAAGUUGGAAAUUGGAGGCCAGAGCCUUAAUUUGGACUGCAGAGAGUACAACGCUGACAAGGCCAUCGUGGACAGCGGCACCACGCUGCUGCGCCUGCCCCAGAAGGUGUUUGAGGCAGUGGUGGAAGCUGUGGCCCGCACGUCUCUGAUUCAAGAGUUCUCUGAAGGCUUCUGGACUGGGGCCCAGCUGGCGUGCUGGACAAACUCUGAGAGCCCUUGGUCCUAUUUCCCCAAGAUCUCCAUCUACCUGAGAGCCGAGAACUCCAGCCACUCGUUCCGGAUCACAAUCCUGCCACAGCUCUACAUUCAGCCCAUGAUGGGAGCCGGUCUGAAUUAUGAAUGCUACCGAUUCGGCAUCUCUCCUUCCACCAAUGCGCUGGUGAUUGGUGCCACAGUGAUGGAAGGCUUCUACGUGGUCUUCGACAGAGCUCACAAGAGGGUGGGCUUUGCAGCGAGUCCCUGUGCAGAGAUUGCAGGUGCACCAGUGUCUGAAAUUUCUGGACCCUUCUCCACAGAAGACAUAGCCAGCAACUGCGUCCCAGCGCAGGCUCUGGACGAGCCCAUCUUGUGGAUUGUCUCCUAUGCCCUGAUGAGCGUGUGCGGAGCCAUCCUCCUUGUUCUGAUUCUCUUGCUGUUGUUCCCCCUGCGCUGUCACCACUCCGCCCGGGACCCUGAGGUCGUUAAUGACGAGUCCUCGCUAGUCAGGCAUCGCUGGAAAUGAAGAGCUUCCCUGGACCCCAGUGACCUUGAACUCAGCUCUUCCAGGAGGAACACCAGCAGGGUGACUGGCCUGGGACUGGGUCAGUCUUCUUCCUCUGGCGUUUACUCAGAAAUCUUGGCUCUGCUUCCAGAUUCACUACGUCUUGAUUAGUCUUGAUUUCGGAGCUUCAGUUCUUCUUUCCUACUUCCGAGGGAAAUAAUAAAAACACCUCACUGUAAACCAAUGAAGUGGGCUUCAGGCUUUAUGGGACUGGUCACAGCAGAGGUGGCCAGGUGGGCCACCAAAAGAAAAAAAAAAAAAGCAAACAAAAGCAAAAAUAGGCAAGCCACACAGCUAGUUACCUCCUCUCUCUGACCUGUGGAAAAAUGAGUGGGUAUAGUUACUCCCCACCCCCUUUGGCUACAAGAAGCUUUGAGUGCUAAUCCCAUGGAAGGGCAUUUGGUGCCCAGGCCCUAGCCUGAGCCACAGUGGUCUGCGAAGGCUUGUGAUAUGCCAGCAGCAGGAGAGGCUGUGGGCUUGGUGUGGAACCAUUCUGCCUUUAUCCAAACCAGAAAGCACUACAGGCCUUUGGGUGGGUCUCUGGCUCUGCAUGGAGCCAGAAUCCUCAUACAGAACCCGCACGCCCCGCCCCGCCCCGCCAGCCCUGGCCAGCCUCUCUUGCCACAGGAAUGCCUUUUGCCCAGUGAGAUAGAUUGGGAAACAAACCGCCUCUGGGACCAAUACUCCUGUGGUAUUGUCAGCAUAAAGGUAAAAACUCUACCUCCUUAGUGACUUGGCCAUGGUUCUGGGCACAGGUGGGAACCAGGCAGCCGGAUCCUGGCCAUCGCCAUCACCCUCACCCCUGAGGUGAGACAAACAGGUGCUUAGCUGCGUAUCACCCACCUCCCCCUCAAGUCCUGUCGCUGAGCUGGUCAUGGUCACAUAUGCUUACUCUUACUUCGUUAAUUAAUCAUGUCUUAAUGAGGAAAAUAAAUUCUCUUUCACUAGCGUAAUUGUUUCUUUUUCCAAACCUUCUCUGGAAGUAAGUUGGUAAUUAUCACCCUGGGAAACAGAGAAGUGGCCAGAUGCCCAUGCUCCUGACCAGCUGCCGGGGAAGGAAGAUGCAUGAUUUGGAGUCAUUUCCAUAUUUUGUAUCCUUUGAAACCACAUGUUUUCUCUCACAGAACAUCCAGUGCCUUCAGACUCAGCUCAGCCUGCCUAGCAGUUGACCCAUUCAGUUCCCUCCCUCUGGGGUAUUAGAUCUUUGGUGCAAAGGUAUCCAGUAGUAUCCUUAUUUUCUAUUGUUUGGGGGCCUUUGCCAAAGGAAAAUGGCAGCCUUUAACUCCAAGCAGCCAGCCUUGUAUGAUCUGAUCUAAUUAGGAGGAAGACACAGAGCCAAACGCCCUUCUCUCCUGCUGGUGUGCCAAACUCAAUGUUCACUUCGCAUCGCUGUCAGGGCGGAUCGGAUAUAAAAUAACACUCCUCAGGCGGUGCUAAGCACCUUCCCCACACCCUCGCCUCCCACCCGGCAAGUAGGGCUGCCUCUAUCGUUCACAACAGGCUUCUUGCGGGAGUCUCAGCUGUCUGCUCUGCUCACCCAGUCACCUCCACACUGAGAAAUACACAACCAUGCCAGUGACAUGCAGAAGCCACGCAAGCAUGUCAUGGUGAACUUGAAGAUUCCCCAGCAGCCAGAGGAAGCGUCCGUGUGAUUCUCCUGGGAGAAGAGCCCCGCUCCGCUGCAGAAGGAAGAGCGCCCGGAAGGGGAGAGGAGAUCUGUUCUCAAAUGCCCACCCAUGGGUCUGGCCUGCACUCGCUUGAGAACCCCUAAUUCCGAUGUGCAUUUCGGGGUUGGAAAAUUCGCUUCACAACCCUGGGCACCUCUCUACUGAUUCCUGUUCGGUGACCCGUGUGUCUGGAAGUGAAGCUCUCCAGACUGUACUUGGCCCUGUGCUGAGAGGGAUCUGAGCCCUGGAAAUGGAAGGAGGAGACUAAAAGUUCAGCUGCUGAUCUCUCUUACACGUGCAUUCAGCUUCCUUUUCUUGGGUUGGGAUUCUGGGGUGGGGAAUCAGCAGGCACGGUUCUCCUAAUACAGCCCCACAGCAAGCCAGGUUUCUAGGGUGGGCAGCAGGAGGAAGUUUGUGACACACUCUAUUUCAUGUCAAAUCGUCUCUGCCUUUGUAUCCAGAUGCCAUUGGAUGUGGCACCUUCGUGGGAAUAUUCAAAUCACAAAAGCCUAGCUUAAAUCCCCAGAUGAAAUGGACCGCUGAAUUUGGGACCUCUUCCCAGCAGCCACUGCCCCUGAGCGUUGGAGCUGGAGUCCAGUAAUGACACACGCCUCCUCGGGCGCUGUAAGUUGAAACUUGCCCUGGCCAGACCUUCAAAGACGCUCGUUUUGAACAGCAGCCUCCCUUUGAGGGUGUCAUGUUGCCUUGAACACCGUGGAACAUACUGGAAGAUGCAGAAGACUCCCAGUGCCUGAAAGACGCGACUGCGGUGUCUUCAGCCUUGUCAGCCCCCACGAGUGACGGUGCCUGUCUGUGAGCGAGCUUAGGUGAAAUGACCCGGUGCGCCUCAUCUUGGCAAAUGAUUUAAACAUGUGAAGUGAAAUCCUGUCUUCAAGUCACUAAAAGUAUUUAUUUAGAAAACGAGGAAGAGAUGAGAUGCUUUUUUAUUUACCCCUGGGAAUUCUGUUUGUUUGUUUUGUUUUUGAGGUAGGGUCUCACUGUAGCCCAGGCAGGCCUCAAACUCACGGCUGUCUUCCCACUGCAGCUUCUUGGGUACUGGGACUAAAGGCAUUUGCCACACUGGGCACCCCUCCUCGAGAAUUUAAAAGAGCCACCAGUGAUUGGCGCCAGAUCUCCUGGCACAGGACACACUGUGCGCUUUCUUCUGUCUCUUCGGGACCAGAAACAAGUGCCUGACCUCCAAGAGGCAGAUGCCCUGCACGUGACCACAAGAAAUGCUUUUCCUGGACACAACUCCUUUCUGAGCAUUUUGGUAGGACUUUAUCGACUUCUUCCUGAAACCCAGACAUCUUAGUUGGAGAUGAAAUUGGGGUGAGUAAUUCAUCAGACACAUGGAAGUAAUUUUACAGCAAGACAGCAGAAAGGCUCCCACAGAGCUCCUGACUGAGAGCUUUUGGAUUGUGGGAUUCCAUUCUCUCAUUUAAGGACUUGGAGAGUGAUUACUUAAUGAUUUAAUCAAGAAAAGGUAUUUGCUAAGAUGUCUUUCACCAUGGCCCCACCUCGAUAAACAGCUUCUCAGGGUUGAGUCCCAAGUUCUGGCCUCCUAACCAUUCCCUGUCCUGAGACACAACAACCUCCCAGCAGCCUGUUCUACAGCCAAGAAUGGUUGAAUGUCACUGACUUUAUCCUUUUUAGUGGACACUGAGUAGUCUGGGGGCAUCCCGGCAUGUUGUCCCUUGCACAAGCUUAUUAGAAUCGAUUACAAAAGCGUUCACAGGAAAAGAAUCACCGCAAAGACGUUUUUUUAAAAGGAAAAACAACCAAACACUGCCAAUGGAAAACUGUGAGGUUUGCCAAGAGCUCAUAGAUUUUUUUCUUCAUGCCAGAAAAACUGCACAUAACCAAAAGUAGUGUGUACAUCUCUUACGGAAUUUAAGAAAUUUUGACUUGAACUUACAGCAGUUUUCCCACUAGCAAUACAAUUUGAGAGUAGGUAGUUUAAAAUAUGUGUGUGUGUGUGUGUGUGUGUGUGUGUGUGUGUGUGUGUGUGUAUUUAAAAUAUGCUCCCAGAAUAAGCAGGAUUAACUGCUUUGAAAAAUGUGCUUUGAUUCCAGGCAUCCUCAGAUUCCUUUUACCCUCAAACUCACUCAAGUCUAUGAGAGACAUGAUUUAUUUUACACGGCUACAAGCCUCAGGGCUUCAAGAAAUUUCAAAGUGGAGUCGUGCAUCCAUCUGAGUCAGCACUGACAGAGUGAGAAUAUGUGGGCCGUAGCCUGUGCAUUGCCCAAGCCAAGGCAGGACUGGUUUAUUCCAGCAACAGAGUCGAGAACUACUGGGACUUGGUACAUUCUAGACUCUGAGAAAUUAAAGGAACCAGGAGCCAGGAGAGAGGGCACAUCCUUCAGUCUACCAUUCUACCAAGAUUUGGGCAGCUGGGAACGUCCCAGGACAGCACAGACAACCGCCUGCACAGAACAGCCUGCAAUUUGGGAAGUUUUCAGUUUUGAUUGUUGGUCAUGGACCAUUAAAAGAGACCCACUCUAAGAAAGCUAGAGAUGUCUGAGCUGCCAGGCAGGACCAAGCCUUAUGUAAACAGCGCACAGCAUUAGACUGAGAAAGCUCUCUGUGUCAGGGAGUGUCUCAGUGGAUGAAGGUUUAGAGAGCCAAGCCAAGCUUCCUGGGGACUCCCAAGUGUCUGCAAAGCUCAUUAGUGACUGGCCUUCAUUAUGGUGUCAUGAGAACUCACAGUGACAACCAAAAAGUGCCGUGUUUUCUCCUCUACCCAUGAGCCUCCUUGGAGUUUCUUACCAUAUGUUAUAUCCAGAUGUCCAGUGUUCCCAAAUUAAAUUAUGUCCUGUAAAUUUUGCACAUUUUUGGACACCAGGAUCACGUGACUGUAGUUAUUUCCACUUAGCCUGUUGGGAUGCAGGAAAGGGUACGGUGCUGCUAAACCUGGAAGUCACUGCAAUGUUGAGAAGGAGAGACAGGCAGCUGCCCUUACAAAUGGAGAAUUGUUUGUGUAAAAUCAGCUGGGGACCGCCUGAGCUGUAACACACGAGGUGCGCCACCCACAACUGUCCCAGUAGCCCGUGUAACCGAUAUGUAUUUAGAACCAUGUGCUACAUCAUUAUAAGGGAUGGAUUUUCCGUCAGGUCCCCUGUGUGGCCUGACCUGCUGUUUCCACAGGGUCUUCUUGCAGGAGGGUAGAGGUUAGAUGUGUUUCUACUCACAACAGUGCACAGAUCAGAAUUAAGGGCGGGGGGGGGGGGAGUGUCCCUAAAGGGCAGAGCUGACUGUAUUCCGUGGGGUGCUUUCUGUGGGCAAACAUGGCAGGAACUCCUCAGGUAAGUAAGCCAGCUACACCCUACCUGUGUGAGGGCAACCACACAGGAGCUUCAUGUUGCUAAGUGGAAGGCCGCUGAAUGAAAUGUUCAGAGAAUGGUAGAAGAUGGUCCCCUUUCAAGAUCAAAGAAACGAUCGACUGAUGAAGGGUCUGCUGACCAGCAGAAAGAAUCACAAGAAAUAAAACUCUUGGGCUGCGCGUACAGCUCCACGGCAGAGUGCUUGCAUGGCAUUGUAAAGGCUCUGGGGUCAAGCCUUAGCACUGAAAAGAAGAAAAAGCAAUUUAACAAUAUCGUAGGGAAUUCUGUUCUUUGUUGCAAGGAGUAGAAAGAUCUGUUCCCCUCCCCCCGGGUUUCCAAACUGUGGGCGCAGUGUCACGUGCUCUAAUCGGUGAGGACUGAAAAGCCAGUCCAGGGAAGCACACACAGAGAGAGUGCGAUCUCUCAUGUGCUGGUAAAAAGCUGAACUCUUGUUAUCUGCAAAUGUGAUGCAUCUCUUACUGUUUCUGUUCGGCUGCACUGUUAAAAUAUUCUUAAAGUGUAAAAUGCUCACUUCUGGGUGGAGGAGAUGGUUCAGUGGUUGGAGGCACUUGCUUGCAAGUCCUGUCAACCCAAGUUCUGUUGCGCGGUACCCACAUAAUGCCAGAUGCACUGGGGGGGGGGGUACAUGUGUCUGGAGUUUGUCCUCAGUGGUGCACCCAUGCUUGCUCACUCUGGUUCUUACUGUCUCUAAUAAAUAAGUAAAUAAACAAAAAUGGUUAAAAUACCCACAUUCAGGCUUCCAACGGACCACUCAAGUCCUCUCGUCCUGUCAUUGGAAGGGGCUGACACCUGUGCUAUUCCACAGAUAAAGUUCUGGUUCUGAUAGAAAAGCACCUAACCAUGUACACAAUUCUAAAAGGAGGCAAAAAAAAAAAAAGAGUGUUUUGCAGAAUGUGCUUUGCAUAUAUCUCAGUUUUUCAUAUGUUCACACAUGAUUCUUAAUUAUAAUUUGUAUUUCUGAAAAUGCUCAAAAUUAUUUCAUAUUUUCUUCUGGAAUUUCCCUCCCCAUCCAGUGUACAGAAUUGAUUUCAACUUAUGCAGUGAUUAAAAUGCGCUCUGGAGUAGAGUCAUUUCUUUUGCUUUAGAUGUGGCUCCAUAGUUGUGGACAUGUGUGGUCCCUACACAACCAGAGUUUUCUAACAUAAUUUUAUUUUUAUACUUAUGGGGUUCACCUAUCUAAGAUAUGUACCAUUGAAGCGGAAAAUAAGACAUACUUACUUCUUUAAAUAAAUAAUACUUCCUA